Molecule: messenger RNA, 609 nt
Organism: Pterocles gutturalis (yellow-throated sandgrouse)
Lineage: Eukaryota; Metazoa; Chordata; Aves; Pterocliformes; Pteroclidae
Gene: STOML1
Product: stomatin (EPB72)-like 1
Exons: 4
Cellular component (GO): plasma membrane
Source: RefSeq, a predicted model, not a curated record
AUGUUCAGCCGGUCGGGAUACCAAGCCCUUCCCUUGGGAGACUUUGACCGCUUCCAGCAGUCCAGCAUCGGGCUCUACACUGCCCAGAAGGGCUUCUUCUCCUUCGGGUCCAAGCAAGAUCUUCUGGGGCCAGCCGGGAAUGCUGCAGAUUCUUCCCAGGGUUGGUUGUCCUGGAUCUGCCAUGGGAUUAUCACCUCCUUGGUUUUCUUGCUGAUGGUUGUCACCUUCCCCAUCUCGGGAUGGUUUGCUUUGAAGAUCGUGCCCACUUACGAGCGAAUGAUCAUCUUCCGCCUGGGCCGCAUCCGGGCACCGCAGGGACCCGGCGUAGUCCUGCUGCUGCCUUUCAUUGAUCACUGGCAGCGAGUGGAUCUGAGGACGAGGGCCUUCAAUGUGCCCCCCUGCAAGCUGACCUCCAAGGAUGGGGCGGUCAUCUCCAUGGGUGCCGACAUCCAGUUCCGGGUGUGGGACCCCGUGUUGUCCGUCAUGAUGGUGAAGGACCUCAUCGCAGCCACCCGGAUGACGGCGCAGAAUGCCAUGACCAAGAGCUUGAUGAAGAAGAGCCUCCAGGAGAUCCAGGUGGAGAAGUUGAAGAUCGGGGAGCAGCUGCUG